Saccoglossus kowalevskii is the source of this 2472-nucleotide messenger RNA. Its product is annotated as SEC14-like protein 1. Gene Ontology annotation, cellular component: cytoplasm. Lineage: Eukaryota; Metazoa; Hemichordata; Enteropneusta; Harrimaniidae. The record is from RefSeq and is a predicted model, not a curated record.
AGAGUCUGAAUCAUUCUAUUCAUUUACCGGUCAGAAGAAAUUCUAAGGAUUUUUGGCAUCUCUUUUGCCGACACCGUCGGGUUUCUGUGACUUCGGAGGACACAGAAACCAAUAAACAACAUGGUCCAAAAGUACACAUCGCCCGUAAGGGUGUACAAAUAUUCUUUUGAAAUAGUUAUGGCGGCUUACCAGAGGCGUUUUCCAACUUGUAAAAUGAUUCCCAUUUUCCUUGGGAGUGAUAUAUUGUCAGAGUAUGAAAGUGACGACGGAGCUGUGCACAUUGUGGAAAGAAGAUGUCGCCUCAAUGUUGAAGCUCCCUAUCUUCUUAAAAAGAUUGUUGGUGUUGAGUUCAUUUACUUUAUUCAGAAGAAUACCCUUAACAGGAGGGAGAGGACUUUAAAAAUUGAAGCGCAUAACGAGAGUUUCUCGAGUCGUGUCAUCAUCAAUGAACACUGUUUCUAUUCGGUUCAUCCUGACAACCCUGAGUGGACGGUAUUUGAGCAAGACGCAAGUCUGGAUGUCAAGUCCUUUUUGGGUUUUGAAAACAUGGUGGAAAAGAUAUGUAUGAAGAAAUAUGGUGAGAAUAUUAAGAAGGGUAAAGAAAUAAUUCUGUACUAUGUCAACGAACUGAAUAAUGAAGGGGUGACUCAUAUACCGUCCUGGUCGGAAACGCACACCGAGGAAAACCUGCCUAAUGGUAUGGUUAAAGGUAAAAUAGCUUUAAACUCCCCCACACACAGUGCAACUGAAGAACUGACGGAAGACUGUCAAUUGCUGGAUAAUGGUGAGGUCGGGGCAUGUGGAGGUGGUGGAGGCUCAUCAAAAGAUAAUGAAGUUCGCAAUGUUGAUGAAGAUUACAUUCAGCGUUUCCUAGGAGACUUGAACCCAAUGCAAGAAAGCCGACUGGUGCAAUUACGGAAAUGGAUUAGUGAAACCCUUAAAGGAAAGAUGCCCCAUGAUGCCAUAUUGCUGAGAUUUUUACGAGCACGGGAUUUCAACGUGGAGAAAGCUCACGAAAUGCUGGCCCGCUCGUUGUCAUGGCGAAAACAGCACCAAGUGGAUAAGAUAUUGAAGACUUGGUCACCACCGGAUUUGCUGCUACAAUAUUUCUCAGGUGGAUGGCACUACUUGGAUCGAGAUGGUCGUCCUGUAUAUAUAUUGCGCCUCGGUAACAUGGAUGUGAAGGGCUUACUGAAGGCAGUAGGUGAAGAAGGACUUCUGAGACAUGUGCUAUCACUUAUAGAGGAUGGUCUACGUAGAACUGAAGAAGCGACUAAAGCUACUGGAAAGCCAAUCGGCGCUUGGACGUUUAUUGUUGAUCUCGAAGGGCUGAGCAUGAGGCAUUUAUGGAGACCAGGUGUCAAAGCAUUACUCAGGGUUAUCGAAGUGGUAGAAGAUAAUUACCCUGAGACUAUGGCGAGAUUACUGAUCGUCAGAGCACCACGCGUCUUUCCGGUUCUCUGGACACUGAUCUCGCCAUUUAUUGAUGAAAAUACACGCCAGAAGUUCAUGAUUUAUGGUGGUUAUGAUUAUCUUGGGAAAGGUGGCUUAGCAGAUUAUAUUGAUCCGGUGUACAUACCUGACUUCCUGAAUGGAGAAUGCUACUGUUCAAUACCAGAGGGUGGUCUGGUGCCCAAGAUGCUGUACAAAUCAUUGGAGGACCUGUACGAACCUGGCGAGAGGAGGCUGUGUUCGGACAACAUUUAUAAAUCAGCAACUGUUGUCAAAGGGACACCCCAUGAGGUUCUCGUUAACAUUGAAGAGAAGGACCAGGUGAUCACAUGGGACUUUGAUGUAUUACGAGGAGAUCUGGUGUUCUCCCUCCUGCGUUGCAGACGACCAAUCUCACUGCCGAAAGAACCCACAUCGGUCGUAGAAGCUGUAGAGGCUGCCAUUGGUGGUAAUAACAUCAUAUUAGACAAGUCCAUGGUCAGCGGAGUGGACUACAGUAAAGCUGAAUCACCGCUGGUUUGUAAAGCUGGCGAAAGCAUACAGGGUACUCAUGUAGCUAGGAUGGCUGGAUCUUAUAUUUUACAGUGGAAAUACCAUAGUCCACCACAUUCUAUCACGUCUAAGCAACACCAUCAUCAUCACCACAAAGCUAAAGUUAUGUAUUACCAUGAGUUGCUCAAUUCAAGGGAUUUCAGAGGCUCAAUGACAAGUUUACAGUCUUGCCAGAGUGGUUUCUCUUCACUCAGUCUCAGCACGUCAUGCAGCAAUCGUUCACUGAAAUCGCUAAACAGUUCCUGUCCAUCACGGUGACUAGUCCACUACAGUUGUCUAGCCAGCAAUAACCAAACACAAAAUAGUUUUUCCCAGUCACGGUGACAGGGAACGGGUUAAAGCCAGCUAGUCAGCUCGCCUGCCAGUCAGCGGUGAUGACUGGUCACUUGUCUGAGGAGGGUAGAACCACAGUCAGCUGGCACACACGUGAUAAUAAAAUAAAUACGAUAUUUACUAUAUGGGGGCCGC